CACGAGUACAAAUUUUCAAAAGCAGGAACCAUUACUGCAACUUCCCCUUUCUUUUCUCCAUACAAAAGCAGUGUCUCACAAGAGGACUCGCAUGCGAAACGCGGCACCUGCCCCCAACACACCAGCGCGCUUGAUUUGACGCAGCGAUAAAAUUAUCAAAAAACAAAAAGGAAAGCAGAAAAAAGCAGUGAAGUGAACGCUCGAGACACUUGCGAUAAGCAAAUCGACGCGACGAGCUGACGAUCUAUCAAUUUGCUGAUUUAGAGCCACGUUAGCCAAUGAACUGGCAGUUGAGCGCGUAAGGCAAAGCCUAGCAGAACGCAACGUAUUGUCGAGAGAAAGCAGCCAUUCCAAGAAGCUGUCUAUACUAAGUGUGACACGUGUGUGCGAAAGCAAAGCGUUUCGGUUUGGAUUUUGCUCAGAAAACUGUACAAUUUUUAUGUUGAAGUGAAAGUGUUUAAAAAUGGAUCCCAAUACGACGCAUAGCGAUCUGUAUGAUUUGCCGCAUGACCAGCCACAUGCAGAGUCGCAUAUUACAUUCGCCAACGAUUAUGAAAAAGAAAAGGAAGAGUCUACACUCGAUGACAUACUUAUACGCAUUGGACAAUUGGGUCCAUUUCAACUAAUUAUAUUGCUAUUGAUUUGCUUGGCGAUGUUGUUUAGCGCGAUAUUUUCGAUUACAUAUGUAUUUACGGCGAGUAGUGUAGUGCACAGAUGUAAAAUUCCUGAAUGCGAUAGCGCUUCAAGCAAUUACGAGGAGAACUGGACCCAAUUUAGCAUUCCCACGAAAAAUAAUGGUUUGGAUCAAUGUAAUCGUUUUGUGGGUAAUUAUACACAGAAUCAAGUGUCACAAAAUGAGUCACUCGGGUUCUGUUAUGCGCAUAAUUUUGACAGCAACAAGAAGGAGCGCUGUUCGGACAACAAUUUCAUAUAUCGUGAUAAGGAAGUAACUAUAGCAAAUGAGUUCAAUAUUUACUGCGAGGAUGAAUGGAAAUUGACGCUGGUGGGCACAAUAGGCAACGUGGGACAAUUUGUCGGCAUACCAUUGGGUGGUUUUAUAUCCGAUCGCUAUGGUCGACGCACCGCGCUCGCUUAUGGUGGUUUCUUUAGCGCACUAUUGGGUUUACUGCGCUCGUUUGCGCCCAGCUACGCGUCGUUUCUAAUUUUCGAAUUUCUCGAUAACAUCGCGUCGAGUCCUAUGUACUCUGUUUGCUUCAUUUUAGGCAUUGAAUUAGUCGGUCCGAAACGUCGUGUUAUGGCUUGCAGUCUUAUUACCAUUUUCUAUGCCAUCGGCGAGGUAGCACUUGGACUUGUGGCAAAAUAUUAUCAAAAUUGGCGUGUCAUUUUACGUAUUGUUUACAUACCGGCCGUAGUAUUUAUCACAUAUAUUUGGAUACUACCGGAGAGCAUACGUUGGCUGUUGAGUCAGGCUAAGGAGGAGGAUGCCAAGAACAUAUUGCAACGUGCUGCGAGAAUGAAUAAACGCAAACUUUCCACAGGUUCGCUGGAUAAAUUGAUUUUGGCGAAUCGCGUGAAAUUGGCUACGGCGACAGGUGGUCGUUUCCCAAUUAAAGAAUCUUUUAAAAAACUAACAUGGCGCAUAAUAAAUUGCUCCUUCUGUUGGAUUAUCGUUGUGCUCGUCUAUUAUGGCAUCAGUUUGAAUGCGGUGCUUUUGGAUGGCGAUAAAUACAACAAUUUCAUAUUUAUUGCGCUUAUCGAGAUACCUGGCUUUUUUCUGCCACUGGCUAUCAUGCCUCGCUUUGGUAGAAGGUACUCACUGUGCGGCACAAUGCUGUUGAGUGGCUUGUGCUGUUUGAUAACGACUUUUCUACCGUCUGAUCAGUUCGUUUGGCGUUUAAUACUGUUUCUAAUUGGCAAGCUGAUGAUUACGGCAGCUUUUCAAGUGUUGUACUUUUUCACAUCGGAAAUCUUUCCGACAAAUGUACGGAAUAGUUUGCUUUCGUUCUGUUCGAUGGUGGGUCGUGUGGGCUCCAUGUUAGCGCCACAAACGCCGCUGUUGGCGAAGUACGAUGAAAGCGCUCCCGCCAUUUUAUUUGCGAUUUGUGCGAUUACAAGCGGAGUUUUGUCGCUUUUCUUUCCGGAAACGACAGAUGUUAUAUUGCCAACAACAGUGCAUGAUGCACACAUCAUAGGCGCAAAGGCCUCUAAAAAUAAAACUGAAGUGAAUGCUAGUGAGAACUCAAUUCAAUUUCACUACUCAAUUGGAAAUAUGCAAUCCAACAGCGGUUCUGUGACACAAAGCAUUGAAUCAUUGCCUGCCACCAACAGCAGCAAGGAGGAAUCUACUUUAGAUGCCAUACUCAUACGUUUAGGGGAAUUUGGGCGCUUUCAGAUCGUUAUACUUGUGCUAACUUGCCUGCCAGUUCUAUUUAAUGCCGUAUCGUCGGUCACAUAUAUUUUCACAGCUGGAAAUGUGGCGCACAGGUGCAAUCUCACGGAAUGCGACGGACCACAGAGUGCUUACGAUGAGCCAUGGGUUAAAUAUGCCAUACCAUUAAAGGGUCGUGAUCUAGAUCAGUGUCAACGAUACGCGCACAUAGUAAUUACAAACUGGACCAUUACAAGUGAAGAUGAACAACAUUGUACGGCAGAUUUAUUUGAUGACAAGAAGACGCAGAACUGUCCUGACAAUAAUUUCAUAUUUCGCGAUGAAGAAGUGACCAUAUCGAAUGAAUUCGGCAUCUACUGUAAUGAUGAGUGGAAGCUGACGCUCACCGGUACCAUUAAUAAUGUAGGACAAUUUGUCGGUAUACCAUUAGGUGGUUUGAUAUCGGAUAAAUACGGUCGUCGUAAUGCACUCGCGUUUGGUGGCGUACUAAGCGCCUUAUUUGGGAUUAUGCGCUCGUUUACUACCUCCUAUGUGCCAUUUCUGGUCUUCGAGUUCCUCGACAACGUCGCCAAUAGCUCACUCUAUUCCAUUUGCUUUAUUAUUGGCAUUGAGCUGGUGGGUCCCAGCAAGCGCGUAUUUGCCUGCAGUGUAAUUACGAUCUUCUACGCUAUCGGCGAAAUACUCUUAGCCGUGGUCUCUAUGUACUUUCCGAAUUGGCGUAUUAUGCUACGUAUAUUUUACAUACCGGCAUUGGCUAUGAUCUCCUAUUACUGGGUACUGCCGGAGAGCGUGCGUUGGCUGUUAAGUCAGGAACGUGAAACCGAAGCUACCGACAUACUGAAGCGUGUGGCGCAAAAAAAUAAACGUAGACUUUCCGAUCCAACGUUAGAGAAAUUGAUUUUGGCUAAUCGUGAGAAGCUAAACAGUCAAAGCGGUGGUCGUUUCCCUUUGCGUGAGGCUUUCGGCAAAUUAUUCUUUCGUAUUGCAAACUGUUCGCUUUCUUGGGUAGUGACGGUGCUGGUCUACUAUGGUCUCAGUUUGAACGCGGUGCUAUUGGGCGGUAAUAAAUAUUACAAUUUCAUAUUGAUUGCGCUUGUGGAAAUUCCCGGUUUUUUCAUACCCUGUCUGACGAUGGAUCGAUAUGGUCGACGAUAUUCGCUAUGCGGUUUUAUGUUACUCAGUGGUAUAUGCUGUCUGUGUACGGUGUUUGUGGAUUCAGAAAAAUAUUAUCUACAGUUGAGCUUGUUUCUAGUGGGUAAGCUUGCAAUCACCGCAGCGUUCCAAGUUUUAUACUUUUUCACUUCGGAAAUAUUUCCAACGAACUUGCGCAACAGUUUGAUGUCUUUUUGCUCGAUGGUCGGCCGUUUCGGUUCAAUGGUAGCGCCACAGACGCCUUUGUUGAUAUCAUUUCUUGUCUCUUUUCAGGCUAAAUAUUAUGAGAAUGCACCAGCCAUAAUAUUUGCAGUUUGCGCUCUGGUCAGUGGUUGUUUGGCGCUGCUCUUUCCAGAAACCUCAAAUACAAUAUUACCGACGACAGUGCACGAGGCGGAUAAAAUUGGCAAUAGGAAAUCGUCGGACAACCCAAACAGCAGCAAAUUUAAUUUAGAUAAUGAAAGUACUUAUAUGUAAUUAGUUAUUUAAAAAGUGUAUUAAAUUAGUAGUUUUAGAAUAAAAAUGAAAUUGUAUGAUAUAGGAAAUAAAAUAAAAUUUUUAACUAAUAUUGUUGACAAUAGACUCGUUAAAAUAAAAAAGACAUAGACAUAAAUAGACAUUUAAGACGAUGCCUUAAUUGAGUCAAUAAGGAAAUUAACUAAAUUAAUAGGAAUAAUGAAAUUUAGUUAAUUGACUCAAGUAAAGUGACUAACACGCGAAAAACAGUCAAGUCAAACAUGUGAUUUUUGAAAGAUAAAUCUGGUAACAGGAUGCAACAUUUUUUUUAAGUUUUAUUAUAAAAAACAUUAAAAAUUACUUACAAAGUUAUUUAGCAGAUAUUUACAACAUCAAACACCCAACAUAAUAUAUAUAUUUGCACUAAUGACUAUGACAUAUUUUAAGCAAUAACUUGUAAGAAAUCUAUGGUUAUUAACAUAUAUACAUAGUACAUACAUAUUUCACUUUAAAUUUAUCAUGACUUAUAGUAUAACGAAAUUUAUAAAGCCGUUAACUUACUAAGGCAGCAUUAGACAGAAGACAAUACAACUACUUCACUUUAUGAAUUAAGCAUUAAUCUGUUAAUAUACUUACUAGACUACACAAUAAACAAUAUUUUUUAACUAAAAUUAGACCGAGAAAUUUGCUCACAAAGGUCCCCCAUUUUAUAGGUCACACAAAGCUUGCGCUGCUUAUCCAAGUGCUUAAAGAGUAACAUAUUUUAAUUUAUGUCAAAAUUGAAAUUUGUAUCAAUUCAAUUAUACAUACUUGCUGACCCAAUUCGAAAACCAGACAUGUGCCUCGAAAAACAUUAUCUUUGGUACUGAGCUUAUGCUGCACCAAAUACACGCGUUCUGCGGUCAAGGAAGUUAUUUUAAGCAAUGCCGGCUGCAUUGAGUAGUGUUAACUGUAACUGUAAUUUUUAGCAUGUGAAUUUUUUACCGCUUGAAAACGCAGUGAAAGUCUUUAAAUUGAAAAGUGCAUAUUUUCUAAACACUGCAUUGUGCAGACCGGCAUUUGUCGAUAACCUCUAGGUUAUUUAGCUUAAUACUAAAUUAUAUAUAAUGUAUUGUACGUGUUUCCGUCCAUCAUAGGCAAAGUUCAGGUGAUGUUGUGCCAGUUUUUUUUAACAAAAAUUUAAAUUAAAAACAAAAUAACUUUUAGUGAUAAGAUUUGUAUGUGACUCG
Messenger RNA from Bactrocera neohumeralis, 5187 nucleotides. RefSeq lists its product as uncharacterized. Gene Ontology annotation, cellular component: membrane. The transcript has 12 exons. The record is from RefSeq and is a predicted model, not a curated record. Lineage: Eukaryota; Metazoa; Arthropoda; Insecta; Diptera; Tephritidae. The coding region runs from base 464 to 3979 and encodes 1171 amino acids. Gene Ontology annotation, molecular function: transmembrane transporter activity. Gene Ontology annotation, biological process: transmembrane transport.